Messenger RNA from Xyrichtys novacula (pearly razorfish), 2005 nucleotides. The record is from the annotation of a GenBank genome assembly. NCBI's taxonomy places the organism in Eukaryota, Metazoa, Chordata, Actinopteri, Labriformes, Labridae.
AUGGAAACAAGGUAUGGCCAAGUCAUUGACAAAAAACAAACAAACAAACAAAACAAAAAAAAACAGUUGUGAUUGUGACAGACCAGGAUUGCAGGGCAUGCUACUGUUUGUUUAAAAAAUGUGUGUGAUAUUUUCAUUGAUGUCUUUAUAGUAUUUGUGCAACAGAAGCAAUUGAAGGCCUGAAUGAAGUGGAGUUCAAUUACAUGAGAAACUCAGUGUAAAUUUAGGUUGCAGAUAUGUCCCAAUCUAAGAGAAGAACAAUACAUUUACUGUGUAUUCAACAAAUUACACCUUAUUUUAUGCACUUGAAUUGUCCGAUUUGUGUACAUAGGAUUGGUUGGGCAGAUCAGUCAUGGUAAGAUGACAGUGAAGGAGAUGAAACCUGGUUUCCUGAAGAGGAGACUGAGGUUGGGUCAUCUGAAGAAGAAACGGAUACACAGGAAGAUGACACAAACCUCACUGAUGACAGUGACGGUACUGACUGUGAAUACCUGCCUCUUCUUUGUGUGAAGCACGUAUUGCAUACCACCACCUCAUUCUAUCAUAAAAACUAACAUUAGAAUGGCCACUAAACUGCUUCAUCACAGUGCUGUACCUACAGUUAUAUUGUAACGUUUAAUGCCUUUUAUUUAUUCUAUUCCCCUGGAUAUAGAUCUCAGCACCCUUUUUAUUUUCUUCCUGAUCAUAUAACAUAUUUUUAAAAUUAGUCAUGGAACUGUUGAGGUCCUCUAAAAGGGGACUAAUGUGUGGCUAAAAAAAACUUGCAAAGACAUAGCAUUGCUUUCAUGCAGGACAUUGGAAUUCUGACCCAAGUACUCUAACCUCUUCUGAGGGGAUUUCCACUUUGUUACACAGGACAGGUGGAGCUCUACAAAAGGAGCAAUGGUUAAAUGGGCUUCCUGCUGUUGGUAUUGAGGACACUGUGCAUGACAUGGAGGAUCAACCUCCAGAAAUUAUACCACCAGCACCAGGUAGUGCACUGGUCGAGUGUGAGGAGGACCUCAUUGGUCAGCAGGCCUCCAUUGUGUACCAUAGAUGUUUGCAGCAGCUGGUUGAAUAUCUCCUGAUGCCUGUCCGAACGUGUACCUACAAAGACCCCUUUACCAGAGUAGACUGCAAUGCCCCUCAACCUUUUGAUGUCAAAAUACAUGCCAGGGGCACAUCUGCUGUCAUCGAGUGGGUGAGUAUUGGGUUAAAACAAAGGGCAGAUAUUCAUCACACUUGACUACUACAUCAUCACUGUAAUUUUUUUAAAUGUGUGGUUCAUGUCUAAUAAUGACAGCUGAUGUUUUGUCCUGUCUUCCUUUGUCUUUCUUUUAAGAUCUGUCCCCAGGGUCACAUUGUCUGGAGAUGGAAUUUUCAGCCAAUAUUGAAGUAUAGAAUGCAAGCUGGAGAAUUCAUGUUGGCCUCUAAACAUCCUUCUCUCCAGAAAUAACUAUGGGAAGAUAGCGCUCCUCUUCAAAUUCAUGAACAUGGGGGUAGUAGAAGGGUCCUCCCCCUUUAAAAUCCAGGACCUCUACUGUGUCAACAGCAUCAAGGAGUUCUGGAAUGAAGAGGGCAGCAGUCAUAACCUGGUUGAAGUCAAGGGACAGUGUAGUGACCCUGCGUAAGUGAACUGCUUAUUCACUCGCUUACUUACUGUCACAUUCACUCUCACUAACCUACAUCUGUAAUAUUCAAUGACUUCACUGUAUAGUUCAAACAUAUUCAAUAGUUCUAGUAUCGCUAUUGCUGUGUUUCACCAUAUCUUACUCAUCCAUUUUAGAUUACUGUUGUCAUGCAUGUUUCUAAGUGUAUGAACACAUUAACAAUCAGUCUGCUUUUUUUGGCCUUUUUCCUCAUAUUUUUAGGUGAUGCUCAUAUGGACAGUCCUGGAUUUUCUGCUCAGUACUGCAUGUACACCACCAUGGACAAUGACACAAAAGAGAUAAUCUUGGUUGUCAACAUUGACAAGAGGGUGACUCAGAAAAAUUCUGUCAUCAUGGAGAAGGAGGCCUAUGUCUGA